AAGUGUCUCAGCUCCACACAUUAGACGAUGGGAAGUGUACCAAUAAAUUGCAUGAGUAAAAGUCCAGUACAUAUCCAAAUAAUGGAGUCAGAAAUUGAAAUAUUAAUUUAAAUUUUAAAUUUUAUUUUUAGAGUCUGUCUGUCCAACCAGAAUCCCUGUGGCUUCUCGUGAUGAGAAAGGCUUUGAGUUGAUGGUGGGUCUGAAUAUCCAAAGAAAGGCAAUUAAGAUCCCCGGCUCUUUGGUAUCGGAAAUAGCAUAUUCUCUUACUGCCUCCACUGACAUCACCGAGAACACCAGGUACUGUUAAGUACAAAUGUAUCCUCAAUGUUUCAGGAAUCUGGGUUGUGUUCCCUGCAUUUGGCUGUCAAAACUAACACAUUUUUAUAUUUUUUAACUUUGUUUUUAUUGAAGGGAUAUUUUUCCAGAAGGCCUGCCUCCAUCCUAUGUAUUUGUAGCCACCCUACGCCUGAAGGGCUCAUCUUCCAAGACAACCUUUGAUCUUCUGAGGGUUCUGUCCAAGAAUAAGGAGUUUCAGGUUGCUGUGACGCUAAAUGGAAAGGACAAAAGUGUCAUCUUCACCACCACUAAAAUGAAGGCGAACGAGCAAAGAAUCACUUUUCAUACUGGAUUUCAGAAAUUGUAUGACGGAAAAUGGCAUCAGCUCAAGCUUCUAGUGAGGCCAAAGCAGAUCACGGGUUUCCUCGACGAUCGACUGAUCCAGGAAAGGAAGCUUGAGCCGAUGGAGCCCAUUUAUAUCAAUGGCGAGACGCAGGUGGCAAAGAGGAGAGAACACGACAUCACUGUUCCUGUGGAUAUUCAGAAGCUGCGUCUGUACUGCGAUCCCCAUCAGAGUGAGAGAGAAACAGCCUGUGAGAUCUACUCUGUGGUAGGGGUCACAGUUCAACCUCAAAAUUCACUUUGUUUCUGUUUUUUGGCACAUUUUCCGAGGUCAGAGUGUUAAUAUGGUUUGUCCAUUCUCUCUGUCUCUCUCUUUUUUUUAUUCCUAUGUGUACAGGAUGAUGAAAGGGUGAGUGGCGUCCCUUUGUUUACCUUAGUUUUGCAGACAGCAGCGAAAAGGCAAAGUAAGCUACUGCAAUAUUCAGCAGUGUUAAUGUUUAAUAUUUCUUCAGUGUCCCCUGAAACGAAUAGCCACUGUGGAUGAGGAAGACUGUAAUUGUGUUGUCGGACCACCUGGUCAGCGUGGGCCACCAGGACGCAUGGUAAAACGCACACAAACACACUCUCAUCCUCCAGAAAUCACUCAGCAAUAAUGUGGAAAUCAAAUGGACCUGUUCAAUUCUAUUGAUGUUUUUGAAGA
Messenger RNA from Cynoglossus semilaevis (tongue sole), 1318 nucleotides. RefSeq names its product collagen alpha-1(XXI) chain-like. Bases 590 to 961 code for a protein of 123 amino acids. The transcript has 3 exons. NCBI's taxonomy places the organism in Eukaryota, Metazoa, Chordata, Actinopteri, Pleuronectiformes, Cynoglossidae. The record is from RefSeq and is a predicted model, not a curated record.